AUGACGUCCAUCAUUCCAUUAUUUUGUUUACUGAUUUGCUUAACUUCUACAAGUUUUGCCAAGACGUUUACGAAAUGUGAACUAGUUCGUGAGUUGCGGCAACAAGGGUUUCCUGAACAUCAAAUGAAAGAUUUGGUGUGUCUAGUGGAAGCUGAAAGUUCAUUUCAAACUCACGUGAAGGGUGGACCGAAUGUGGAUGGUUCUUUCGACUGGGGUCUGUUCCAAAUAAACGACCGUUACUGGUGCAAUGCUGGCGGCUCUCCCGGCAAAGGCUGUAACGUAAGCUGCAAUGAUCUCCUAUCCGACAACAUUUCGGCGUCUGCAUCUUGUGCCAAAACUGUUCUAGCACAACAAGGUAUCGGCGCCUGGACUGGUUGGGUCAACAAAUGUAAAGGAAGAUCUCUUCCUGAACUUGGAUGUUAA
Molecule: messenger RNA, 423 nt
Organism: Arctia plantaginis
Lineage: Eukaryota; Metazoa; Arthropoda; Insecta; Lepidoptera; Erebidae
Source: the annotation of a GenBank genome assembly